Molecule: messenger RNA, 870 nt
Organism: Owenia fusiformis
Lineage: Eukaryota; Metazoa; Annelida; Polychaeta; Sabellida; Oweniidae
Source: the annotation of a GenBank genome assembly
UAUCAUGGCACCUGUAACAAUACCCGGCGAUUUAGGUUGCUAUUACGGUCGGUCGAUCUUGCCGCCGAGGCUGAAAUGGCUGAACGAACCACACAAAGUUGAACUAAAAACGAAAGAUGGGGCAGGGAUACGGAUAUUUCCGGAUGAUAAAACAGAUUUCUGGCAAAAGACAUACUAUCCAAACAAUAUGAGAAACAACAAUGGUCACAUGUUGGCAAUGGAGAUACCAGUGGACAGUAAUGUCAUGGCCGAGACACAUUUCAACCUGGAACCUGUUCAUCAAUUUGAUCAGGCGGGUUUGAUGUUACGUCUAGACGAUGAACACUGGAUUAAAACAGGCAUAGAAGUGGUAGAUGGUGCUCCCAAGUUGAGCUGUGUUGUCACAAAUGUGUAUAGUGACUGGUCAACGACAGAGUGGCCAACCAACAAUCUUACCAUAAGAUUAUACAAACUCGACAGUGAUAUUGUGGUAGAGCAUCUGACACCAAAUAAAGAUACUGGUAAAUGGGAGUUUAUGAGAAUUGCCCGAUUACGUACAGAUGACACUCCUCAUUUGAAGACAUGUACACUGGGGCUGUUUGCUUGUGCGCCGACCAAGUCCGACUUCUCUGUGGUAUUUGACUACCUAUCGAUUAAGAACUCAAAGGGCUUUCAUCAUGGAACUGAAGAAACAACAGAGGCGCCCUAGUGAUAUUCAGAAUGUAGUCAUGGAAUAUUUGAAAACAUUCUGUGAAAUUCUUUAAAUGUAAAAUGUUUAAGACUGUAAGGCCAAUAAAGGCAUGCGUGGCAUUUCAAGAGAGUAAUAAGUUUCAAAUGUUUAGAUUUCCAAAAAUAUUGUACUUCGGGUAAGGAUGAGUCUGGGAAUGAGUC